This is a messenger RNA of Cyprinus carpio (common carp), 2581 nucleotides long. Its product is annotated as cyclin-dependent kinase 17. Gene Ontology annotation, molecular function: protein kinase activity; ATP binding. The record is from RefSeq and is a predicted model, not a curated record. Gene Ontology annotation, biological process: protein phosphorylation. Lineage: Eukaryota; Metazoa; Chordata; Actinopteri; Cypriniformes; Cyprinidae. Gene Ontology annotation, cellular component: cytoplasm; nucleus.
UCGAGAAGGUUUUCCUCUUCCUCCGAUGUCACCCCUACGCGGACGCGUCAGUAGACGGGCAGCAGCAGCAGCACACCUCCCGGCCUCGAGCACCGUCACCAAACGCUCCAGGGAAACGAUCGCGAGGCGCUCUUCCGAGGAUACCAGCGCAAGUUUGACCGAUAAAGGUCGGCCGAAGAAGCUGCGUGUUUUUCGUCGGAAAAGGCAGCUUGUGUCUGUGUGUGUUGGCGGAGAGUGGAAAGACGGCAUCCGGCCUCCGAGAAGCAGGCGAGGGCAGGGACUCGCGUCCAAACAACGUUUACCGUCUCUGGCCCCCCCUGCCUCAGAGGCCCAUGGAGAGGAUGAAGAGGUUUAAGAGACGUUUGUCGCUCACCCUGCGUGGUAGCCAGACGAUCGAUGAAUCGCUCUCGGAGCUGGCGGAACAGAUGACCAUCGAGGAGAACAGCAGCAAGGACAGCGAGCCCAUUGUGAGGAAUGGCCGGCCGCCCUCCUCCCACAGCAUGCACUCGUUUUUGCACCAGUACACGGGUAUGGGCUCCUUUAAGAAGCCUCCCCUGCGCCGACCGCACAGUGUCAUCGGGGGCAGUCUGGGGUCCUUCAUGGCCAUGCCUCGAAACGGCAGCCGUCUCGACAUUGUUCAUGAGAAUCUGAAGAUGGGUUCGGAUGGAGAGAGCGAUCAGGCCUCAGGGACGUCCUCGGACGAAGUGCAAUCGCCCACCGGCGUGUGUCUCCGCACCAGAACUCAUCGGCGCAUAUCCAUGGAGGACCUGAAUAAACGCUUGUCUUUGCCUGCUGAUAUCCGGAUUCCUGACGGUUACCUGGAAAAGCUGCAGCUGAGCAGCCCACCAUUUGACCAACCCCUCAGCCGACGGUCACGUAGAGCCUCGCUGUCAGAAAUCGGCUUUGGGAAACUGGAGACCUACAUCAAACUGGACAAGUUGGGAGAGGGGACGUAUGCCACUGUUUUCAAGGGGCGGAGCAAACUGACAGACAACCUGGUAGCUCUGAAAGAGAUCCGAUUGGAGCAUGAGGAGGGCGCUCCAUGCACAGCUAUUAGAGAGGUGUCAUUAUUGAAGGAUUUAAAGCACGCCAACAUCGUCACGCUUCAUGAUAUUGUCCACACGGACAAAUCCCUCACUCUGGUCUUUGAGUAUCUGGAUAAGGAUCUGAAGCAGUACAUGGACGAUUGUGGAAACAUCAUGAGCAUGCACAAUGUUAAGAUUUUCCUGUUUCAAAUCUUGAGAGGACUGGCGUACUGUCACAGACGGAAGGUUCUGCACCGGGACCUGAAACCACAGAACCUGCUCAUCAGUGAAAGGGGUGAACUCAAACUGGCCGACUUUGGUCUGGCACGAGCCAAGUCAGUUCCCACUAAGACAUACUCUAAUGAGGUGGUGACCUUAUGGUACAGACCUCCUGAUGUACUACUGGGAUCCUCCGAGUACUCCACACAGAUCGAUAUGUGGGGUGUCGGAUGUAUAUUUUAUGAAAUGGCCGCAGGUCGGCCGCUGUUCCCAGGAUCCACCGUUGAAGAUGAGCUGCAUCUAAUCUUCAGAUUACUGGGUACACCUACAGAGGACAACUGGCCCGGCAUCUCGUCAAUCGAAGAGUUCAAAUCCUACAACUUCCCCAAAUACAAGCCUCAGCCCUUCAUCAAUCAUGCACCCAGGUUGGAUACUGAAGGAAUAGAACUGUUAUUGUCCUUUCUAAGGUAUGAGUCCAAGAAGAGGAUCUCUGCAGAUGAAUCAAUGAAACACUCCUACUUCAAGAGUCUGGGCAUGCGUGUGCACACACUGCCAGAAAGCAUAUCCAUAUUUACACUGAAGGAAGUGCAGCUUCAGAGGGACCCCGGUUACCGGAACUCCUCGUACCCCGAGACAGGCAACAGCAAGAACAGACGGCAGAGCAUGCUGUUUUAAGCUGCGUUUCCUCACACUCUUGCCCAUUGCUCUCACACUCUUGCAUACAAACACACACACACACUUGACGGAUCAGUUCGACAGCUCUUACUCCGUGACUGUGUUGUAUAGACUAACAGACUUAGUCCCCCCUUGCUCACAGAGAGAGGGGUGUUUGUCGCGUGUGCAUGCGUGAUGAAUGGGAUCGGCCGAAUCCGCCAAAACCCCCCCCAGUGUCCCGCCAUCAAGCAUGCAGCCUUGAGCCAGAGCGCCCAUCGGCCACUCGUCUGGACGCCCCUUCCCCUUGCCCUGUGUGACGCUUAGGGUGUGCGAGCGUGUGAACGUGUAUAUAUUUAUUGACGGAGGGGUUGUUUUGCUGCUAAUUGACUACUGUCUCUACGUAACUUCCUCACUCUCGGGGCGCCCCUCGUGGACACAUCAGUCCCAUGUUUUUGUUUUGUUUUAAAAGAACGAUUAUAAUUCUGUUGAAACAAAAUGUUGAUAUCGCAGCUGUCCGUCUGUCAUUGUGUUGGUUUUACAGAGGUGGAAUGCCUAUACGAGUGUUUUGACUUUGCUUUUGGUUUUCUGGCAUGGCGAUUCAAACCGAGCGACAGAUUCAAAACAUUCAUUCCAAGACCUCAAAUUUUAACGUAUCAUUUCAAGAAAAAAGUGGUUUUUUUUUU